AUGGACUUACGGCAGCUCCUCUCACGCAUCGGGCAUUGGACCCUGAUAUACACCUGCUUCUCCAUCAAGAGAGAGGCUCUGCGGACAAAUCCUUGUCCGGAGAAGUCCCUGGGGGUUGUGUGGAAAGGACUGGUACCACCGGGGCUCGUGACUGGCAGGUCCAAGAGGCGGGUGAUGAACGACUCACGAAAGAAUGAACCUGACAGCCACGACAUGGAGCCUAGUGUGCCUUUGCUGGUUGAGGAGUUUGACGCACACUACAAGAAGCAAUCUGCCAACACCAAAUGUGGCUUUGCAGAGGAGUUUGAGGAUCUGAAGCUAGUUGGUACGGCCCAGUCUACAGCCACUGCCAGUGCAUUGGAGAACAAAUCAAAGAACCGGUACAGCAAUGUACUGCCAUAUGAACCAUCCAGGGUCAAGCUAUCCAUCCUUGGCAGCCAGUUUGGUGACUACAUCAAUGCAAACUACAUUCCGGGGGCAAACUCCAGGAAGGAGUUCAUCGCAAGCCAGGGUCCUCUGCCUGCCACAGUGAAUGACUUCUGGAGGAUGAUCUGGGAGAAGAACAUCAGGACUAUAGUGAUGCUGACCAGGUGCAACGAGCAGGGACAAGUGAAAUGUGAACAGUACUGGCCGGCUGAGAGUAAGCACUACAACAACAUCAUCGUCAAGACAACUUCUGAAAUCACUCUUGAUGACUGGGCCCUGAGAGACUUUGAAGUCAAAAAUGUGAGUUCCUCCUAAU
This is a messenger RNA of Clupea harengus (Atlantic herring), 742 nucleotides long. Its product is annotated as receptor-type tyrosine-protein phosphatase eta-like. The transcript is spliced from 7 exons. The coding region runs from base 1 to 741 and encodes 246 amino acids. Lineage: Eukaryota; Metazoa; Chordata; Actinopteri; Clupeiformes; Clupeidae. The record is from RefSeq and is a predicted model, not a curated record.